Molecule: messenger RNA, 1272 nt
Organism: Sycon ciliatum
Lineage: Eukaryota; Metazoa; Porifera; Calcarea; Leucosolenida; Sycettidae
Product: complement component receptor 1-like protein
Exons: 5
Coding region: 1-1272 (423 amino acids)
Source: RefSeq, a predicted model, not a curated record
AUGAUCAGAUAUCAAGAAUCAGUAACCUACACCUGCAAUACUGGCUACACACUGAGUGGAAUGAACACAUCAACAUGUGCAGCUAACGGUACUAUACUAACACCCAGUUGUCUAGCUGUCAAUUGUACCAUACCUAAUAUCACAAAUGGGCAGCAAGCUGUAUCGGAAAUAUCUUUCCAGCAAAGAGCCAACUAUUCAUGCAAUGCUCAUCAUGUGUUAGUUGGAGAUGCACGGCCAACAUGCCAGGCUAAUCGCACGUUGACUUCAACACCCACAUGCAAAGCUGUGACCUGCAAGGUACCAACUAUCAGCAACGGGAAGUCUAGCCAAACAGGGAUGAUCAGAUAUCAAGAAUCGGUAACCUACACCUGCAAUACUGGCCACACACUGAGUGGAGUGAGCACAUCAACAUGUGCAGCUGACGGCACUAUACUAUCACCCAGUUGUCUAGAUGAACCCAACAAUCCCCAGGCAUCGGGAACGGGCGUGGGAGCUGGCCCUAUUUUAGGUGCAGUAUUUGGAUUUGCUGCCUUCCUGGGUGUGGUGCUAGCUGCCUUGAACAUGAAGCGAAUCAAGGAGGUGGCGUUAAUUAUCCCCAAGAAAGCAAAGAGCCAGCGUUUGUCUCGAGCUGCCGCUAAUAACUGUCGAGAAUCCUUUGACGCAGACUCCACAUCAAGCCCGUUCACAACUAACAGACGAGAAACUUGUGUUGAAGGAAUCAAUUUGGGCAGCUCGCUCAAUGUUGUAGAAGAGAAUGAACACGAGAGCAGCAACUUCAACGCUAGCAUGCUGUACUCAGAGUUGAAUGUUAAGGAGGAAACAAAUGGGGCUUAUUUGAACACUUGUAGCCCACCAUCGCAUCGUUUGUCCAUUGUCAGUGACAGAAGCAACACCUCAAGCACUUGCAUGCUGAACUCAGAGAUGAAUGUUAAGGAGGGAACGGAUGAGGGUUAUGUGAACACUUGUAGCCCACCAUCGCAUCGUUUGCCCAUUGUCAGUGACAGAAGCAACACCUCAAACACUUGCAUGCUGAACUCAGAGAUGAAUGUUAAUGAGGAAACAUAUGCGGCUUAUGUGAACACUUGUAGUGCACCAUCGCCUCGAUUGUCCAUGGUCAGUGACAGAAGCAACACCUCAAACACUUGCAUGUUGAACUCACAGCUAAAUGUUAAGGAGGAAAUAUAUGAGGCAUGUUUGUCCACUGGUAGGACACCAUCGCUGAGUCAUAGCCUCGGUCGUUUGUCCACUGGCAGUACUGUCAGUGACAUCUAA